AUGGGAACGCUCGAAGGACACCUGCUGCCAGGAGUAGGCUUCCUCAUCUUCGCGGUCUACUAUUCCUUGCUAACAUCUUUGGCCCUGCUCCGGAAACAGAAGAUGCUCAAGCACCCCUUGCUCCCGAGGAAGCUGCUGGGACACAGGUUGUAUUGGCAGGUAUCCUAUGAAGCAGUGGCAAAGGUGGUUGUCCCCUCUAUUUGCCUUUUUUGUGAAUACUUCUACCCCCUAGGAGUCAACCGUCUGAAGAUGAUAGACUGGAAGGACCCUCGGCGGGUGUUUAUUUUCAAGGACAACUGGGAGCAUGAAACCAUGUUUGGGUUCUUUCUUCUCAGUGGCAUAGUGGACCUUGUGAGCCAGGCACAUCAGGCACGUUGGAGUGUGAAGCUGGAGCGCGCGGCCGAAGCCCUGGCUUUCUAUGUGCUGGCACUGCUGAUGAUAACCCAUAUUGAGAACAAAAGCGCCUUGGAAAUCCGAGUCCAUCUUCUGUUUGUGUUGCCUGCCUUCUUGCUUGCUCUGGUGCUCACUGUGGAGAUCUGGGUCCCUGACGAUCCCCCACUCUGGAUCCUGAAGAGCUGGAUGGGGCUGGUGUUAAGCACCUGGAUGAUGCAGAUCUGUGAGAUGUAUAUACCUUUCACUGGACAGCCCUGGAGGGCAGACAACCCUGUGGACCGGGCAUUUUUAACCAUCUUCUUCUGCUGGCACCUGGCCUUAGGGCUUGCCUUGUUUAUUACCAUCUUUGGCCUCUCCAGUCUCUGGCUCCGUCACUAUUCUUCCUGGACAAAGCCUCUUGAGGCUAGGUACCAGUGGUGCCCUAUGGAAUCCAGUGGUGAAGAACUAGAAAAGCUCAGUGCAGAACCUGUGUCACAGAAUGGAGGUGUGUAG
Molecule: messenger RNA, 885 nt
Organism: Grammomys surdaster
Lineage: Eukaryota; Metazoa; Chordata; Mammalia; Rodentia; Muridae
Product: transmembrane epididymal protein 1A-like
Exons: 1
Coding region: 1-885 (294 amino acids)
Source: RefSeq, a predicted model, not a curated record